CUGGACCACCAGGGAACUCCCUCCUCCUCUGUAAAAUGGCCCACUGCUGGGGUUGUGGGAGGCUGGGCACACCUGGUACCGGCUUGGGCCCAUCAGAGAGCUGGCAGCAGCCCCUGGCAGCUGGGGUGUGGAAUGGGACAGUGGGUCCUCUCCCGGCCCCUGCCUGGCCUCAUCCCGGCUCGUGUGUCCCAGGCAAGACUAUGGCUUCUGCGGCAGCAGCAACAACAGAGAAGGGGUCUCCAGUUGUGGUGGGUCUGCUGGUCGUGGGAAACAUCAUUAUUCUGCUGUCAGGCCUGGCCCUGUUCGCUGAAACGGUAUGGGUGACCGCCGACCAGUACCGCGUGUACCCACUGAUGGGCGUCUCGGGCAAGGAUGAUGUCUUCGCCGGUGCCUGGAUCGCCAUCUUCUGCGGCUUCUCCUUCUUCGUGGUGGCCAGCUUUGGUGUGGGCGCAGCGCUCUGCCGCCACCGGGCCAUGAUGCUCACGUACCUGGUGCUCAUGCUCACGACCUACUGCUUUGAGUGCGCCUCCUGCAUCACGUCCUACACCCACCAUGACUACAUGGUGUCCAGCCCAUCCCUGAUCACCAAGCAAAUGCUGACCUUCUACAGUGCAGACUCGGACCAGGGCCGGGAACUCACUCGCCUCUGGGAUCGCAUCAUGAUUGAGCAAGAGUGCUGUGGCACGUCAGGUCCCAUGGACUGGGUGAACUUCACAUCAGCCUUCCGGGCCGCCACCCCAGAGGUGGUGUUCCCCUGGCCCCCGCUGUGCUGUCGACGGACUGGCAACUUCAUCCCCCUCAAUGAAGAAGGCUGCCGCCUGGGCCACUUGGACUACCUGUUCACCAAGGGCUGCUUCGAACACAUUGGCCACGCCAUCGACAGCUACACGUGGGGCAUCUCAUGGUUUGGGUUUGCCAUCCUGAUGUGGACGCUUCCUGUGAUGCUCAUAGCCAUGCAUUUCUACACCACGUUGUGAGGAGCAAGGGAAGUCCACGUGCACACUCAGCGCCUCCUCCUCCCGUUGAGAUGGCCGCCUCACCUCUCCCUUUCCCACCUCCUCC
This is a messenger RNA of Kogia breviceps (pygmy sperm whale), 1062 nucleotides long. RefSeq names its product uroplakin 1A (gene UPK1A). Gene Ontology annotation, cellular component: plasma membrane. Lineage: Eukaryota; Metazoa; Chordata; Mammalia; Artiodactyla; Physeteridae. The record is from RefSeq and is a predicted model, not a curated record.